Molecule: messenger RNA, 1596 nt
Organism: Penaeus monodon (black tiger shrimp)
Lineage: Eukaryota; Metazoa; Arthropoda; Malacostraca; Decapoda; Penaeidae
Exons: 5
Coding region: 1-1596 (531 amino acids)
Source: RefSeq, a predicted model, not a curated record
AUGCGUUUGGGGAAGACGCAGAAGGUCAAAUCCUCGAGCAAGGCCAUUCCCCUCCUUCGUUGUAAAUUAAUCGAGGUCAAACGCCUGAGUGGCAAGCCUAUAACGACGUAUAUAAAGAGCAAGUAUGGCAAGACAGCACUGGAUACCUUCAGACGAACUGAAAAGCUUUCCUACCGCUCCAAGAAGCUGCAGAAGGACAUUAAGUUUCUGAACAUAUGUAAAAACUAUGAUGUUAUCCCACAAUUCCUUAAUUUUCGUGUUCAUAACCCUGUAUUUGAAAGCACCCUCACAUAUCGCUCCUGGUGUUUUGUCCUCCUGGACCGAGAAAUUACUAGUCAAAAGAGAAAAGAAACUAGUGUCAAUAUUAAACUCAAUAAGGAAUUAAAUUUGCUAAAGUCUACAUUAUCACCACUUGAUUACAUUUGUAUAUCAAGGCUGAUCAUGAACAAUGUUGAUAAAAAAAUAACUCAUGUAGACAACAUCCAUAGCAAGAAGCUCCUAAAAUUAGGCAUUGAUAUUAGGAAAAAAGUGGAUAAAUCGAAAGUAAUCUUCAAUUUCUCUGACAAAAUUCUAUCUGAAGAACAAAAAAAUGUACUAUCUCUCGGACUGGAUUACUGUAUGCCUCCAUCUAAAGUUAAUUUUCAUAAAUUUUACCUAUAUUUUGAAAAGCUAUGUGGAAACAUAAAAAACUGUGAUAUUUACAAAAACAACCUUAACAACGUCACCAACAAUAUAGCAACAAUAGCUAACAACACCUUUAGGAAAUUUUCUCGCCAAGUUAAGCAGGAUAACGAGCCUGAUGACAUCAUGUCACCCCUACAGUCACUCAAAAAAGACAACAGUAUUAUCAUCACCAAACCUGAUAAAGGUCGUGGAGUCGUAAUCUUAAAUAAAUGUGACUAUCAACAUAAAUUACUUAAUAUUCUUAGUGACCGCACAAAAUUCAAAAGAAUCACUAUUGAAGUAUCCACCCACUUAUUGUACUUAGAGGACAAACUAAAAAGACUUCUUCGUACCAUCAAAUCAUCCAUUAACGAAAACACUUAUAACUUCCUGUCAACAUCUGGCUCCCGUCCUGGUUUACUUUACGGUCUUCCUAAAGUGCACAAACCAAAUAUUCCACUUAGACCCAUUAUCUCUUCCAUUGGCACCUUCAAUUAUAACACUGCAAAAUUUCUUGUCCCCAUUAUCUCCCCUUUAACCGCCAAUCAGUACACUAUAGAAAAUUCUACAUCCUUUGCUAAUGAAAUUACGACCCUUAACUUUAAACAACCAACCACUAUGGCGAGUUUUGAUAUAGAGUCACUCUUUACCAAUGUUCCCCUUCAUGAAACCACCGACAUUAUAGUUAACAAUGUAGACACUUCCCAGCUUACCAAUAUUGGUUUAACAAAAGAUAACUUCAAAAAAUUACUAGAUCUAGCCGCCCACCACUCAGUGUUCACUUUUGAUGAUUGUCUUUAUACCCAAACAGACGGGGGCAGUGUAUCAGCAAUGUUUUAUGCAGACUUUGUCGUGAAAAAGAUAUCCUGCAGAAACCAGAUUACCUGGGAGAAUGAAAUUGGGGGAGUGAUCAUAAUCAUACCCGAGAUUUAA